Messenger RNA from Argiope bruennichi, 1202 nucleotides. RefSeq lists its product as uncharacterized. The record is from RefSeq and is a predicted model, not a curated record. Lineage: Eukaryota; Metazoa; Arthropoda; Arachnida; Araneae; Araneidae. Bases 99 to 512 code for a protein of 137 amino acids. The transcript is spliced from 3 exons.
AUAUUUGUAAAGGUAAUGUAUUUUCUUAGUAAAUGACUUGAGCCGCAACUCAUCACAUUUCCCGGAUCAUUUGCAGUAGCAAAACUCUAGGGGAAAACAUGGCCGAGACGUUUAUUGGUCGAAUCCUGUGGCUUUCUUUUCUUGUGGCUGUUUGCCUCAUAACUUACUACACGUGGAGUUGUGAAGCCAAAAAGGACUGCAUGAUCGAUAGUGAGAUAGGUUGGUACGACAUCGAUAAUGUUUACACUUGCGAAGAAAAUCAAAGAUGUUGCAAAGAGUAUGGAAACCCCUCUUGUUGUGCCGAGAAGAACAAAUGGUUGAUCGUGAAGGACCAACUGAUACUGUGGGGUGGCCUUUUUGGAUUUUUAUCUUUUCUGGGAUUGGUCGUAUACUGCCGCCGACACGAUUUCUACGUACUAGAAGGCAGUAACCCUUGCGCUCGAUGCUUGGGCAUCAAACCGAAGGAAUUGAUUGAAGAAGGAGAAGACGAAGAAAAACCAAUUAGAACCUGAAAGAACCGAUUUUCAUUUUUGAAAUGUAAACCGAAGAUUUUAAUUGGUAAUUUUAGAUAUAUCUUCCACAACAAGAAAAACGCUACCACCAUUGAUGUUUUAAAUCCUUUCAUUUCAUGUAUUGUUUAUUCAAGUAUUGAUUUCAUGUGUUUAAAGAUUACAUAGAUUCUAAAAAAUUACCUUCAUAUUAUUGACAUUAUAAGUCAAGAAAACAUUACCUUCAUAUAGGUUCUUUUCAAUGUAAAUUAUGAUUAAUUAAUAUUAUUUGUUCGUAAACAUCACCAAUUUAACAACAAAUUUGUGACACAUGCAGAAAAUACAUUUUGAUCGAAAGGAAAAUUUCAUCUUUUCUAAGCAGUGAAACCAAUUUAGAUUUGCGAUUAACAGCGAUGAUUCUAGUUACCCAUUUAUUUCUGACAGAUAUUUGUGUCGAUUUAUAUAACUAAAAUUUUUUCGUUUUCUAAUUUAUAAUUUAAAUACCAGCUCAUGGGUCUUCAAAAUUUUCUGAAUUAUAUUUUCUUACCUGUUUAUCCUAUAAACAGAUUUAUGUUAAUAAUAAUUAUGUUAAUAAUUAGAAAUCAUUCUAGAAAAUGGAGUCAUUGGUGGUAGCAAUAAAUGAUAAAAAGAUGUGUGCUUUUAAUGUGAUAUUCUGAAAUCAUGUAGCUUGUGAAUAGAAUUAGUUAAUGAAAA